Fragaria vesca subsp. vesca is the source of this 954-nucleotide messenger RNA. RefSeq lists its product as uncharacterized. The record is from RefSeq and is a predicted model, not a curated record. Lineage: Eukaryota; Viridiplantae; Streptophyta; Magnoliopsida; Rosales; Rosaceae. The coding region runs from base 1 to 954 and encodes 317 amino acids. The transcript has 3 exons.
AUGUCUGAAAUUGAUAUGUAUGGAGUUGAUGAAGAGGAAGAAGAGUUUUACGAGGCCAUUAGAAUUUUAUUAAUGGCAAUACAAGCAGUGAUUUAUGUGUUAUAUGAUCUUGUGCUCAGCAUACCAGAUGAAAGUAUUAGUCGUCCAUUGACUCGGAGACCAGUGACAUCAAAUGGGUACAUAUACAUGAAUAAGAUACUGGACGGAGACCCUUAUAUCUUUCAAGAGGUUUACAGAAUGUAUCCUGACGUGUUUCGGAAAUUGUGUGUCAUCAUAAAAGAGAAAACACCUUUACGGAAUACAAGACACAUUUGUGUUGAAGAAAUGCUUGCAACCUUUUUACUAGUUGUCGGUCAAAACAAUCGAUAUAGUGAACCUCGAAUGAUAUUCGAGCGAUCCCAUUUCACUGUUAGCAGAAGUUUCAACAAAAUCUUGAAGGCCUUAAAUACGAUAGCUCCAGAGUUUAUGGCUAAACCACCGCCACCUGAUACCACACCACCAAACAUAAGAGAAAGUACAAGGUUUUAUCCUUUCUUUAAGGAUUGCAUUGGAGCUAUUGAUGGCACACAUAUUCCUGCAACGGUUGUUGGACGUGAGGUAAGCAGAUACAGAAAUCGCCAUGGGAGGAUAUCACAAAAUGUGUUAGCAGCUUGCAACUUUGAUUUACAAUUCAUAUAUGUGCUUAGUGGAUGGGAGGGUUCUGCUCAUUAUUCAAAAGUGUUAAAUGAUGCUAUUUCUAGAAGAAAUGGACUCAAAGUACCAGCAGAAGAUGAUCCGGUAGAGAAUGAAGAAGAUAAUUUUGAAUGGGAUGAUUUUCAAACCCAAGAGCAGCAAAGAGAUAAUGCUAAUCAAUGGAGAAUGAGUAUUGCUAAUCAAAUGUGGGCAGAAGCUCAAGCAAAUGCCAACAAUGUAAACAAUGACAAUGAAGAAAGUGAUCAUGAAGGAGAAGAAUGA